CUGCUCAACCUCCACCUCCGGUAUCCAUCAAUCCUCGUAACCGACCUCUUUCAGACUGUAUCUAUUUCCACGAGCACGGUGGCAUCGUCGACCUUUAUCCUUAUUAUGCAAUCAUGACAUGAGCGUGAACCCCAAACGUUACGCGGCGAUUGUCCUCUCUCUGCCGUUCCUUCCGCAAACUUCUUAGCGCCUCAGACUGUCGAGCUGCGCCUCGUCCUGCGGGACCACCGAGACUGGCUUCUUACGAAUACGACCUAAACCUCACUCAGAAACUCCUGUGGUGAAGAGAUCGGACAGUUAAGAUACAUCAAAUCAAUUCUCUUUCGGGAGGUGAAUACUUCUGGCGAUCGUCCAUCAUCGCUUCUUGUUCACAAUACUACCCCGCCGCUGAGCUGCCGCAGGCUCGGUACUUGGGUCGCCUGUCGGGGGUCAAGAGAUCAAGAUGCCUGAAGCAAAUAUGCCUGCCGAGCCCAAUCUGCGCGUCACGAUCAUCGCGGCUGACGGCCUAUACAAAAGAGACGUCUUCAGAUUUCCCGACCCGUUUGCGGUCGCGACCAUUUCAGGAGAACAAACGAGGACCACCUCGGUCAUUAGGAAGACAUUGAAUCCCUACUGGAAUGAGUCUUUUGAUAUGAAAGUCACGGAAGACAGCAUCCUGGCUAUACAAAUUUUCGAUCAAAAGAAAUUCAAGAAGAAGGAUCAAGGAUUCCUCGGUGUCAUCAACAUUCGUAUUGGCGAUGUUAUCGACCUGGACAUGGGCGGAGACGAAAUGCUGACUCGGGAUCUUAAGAAGUCCACCGAUAAUCUCGUCGUCCACGGCAAGUUGAUCGUGAACUUGUCCACUAACCUGAGCACGCCGGCUCCAAAUCCACAAAAUCGACCUCCACCGAGCACUGCCUCCAGCGUCAACGGGUCUACCUCGCUUGGGAGCAGCACCAACGUUAAUCAAACACUGCCCGUCAGAGCCCGAAGCCCUGCGCCAUCCCGGACUGCCACAUCCGGAUCAGGAGACGCAAGAGCGUCUACAACCGCGGUGAACGGAAUCGGUGCACAGUCUGCGGCCAACGGAGGAGGGAGAACUGGGGGAUUCAGCUCAUUCGAAGAUAGUCAAGGACGUCUACCGGCUGGAUGGGAACGCAGGGAGGAUAAUCUUGGCCGAACGUAUUACGUUGACCACAAUACCAGAACAACCACUUGGACCAGACCAUCGAACCAUAUGAGCGAAGCCGAAUCUCGCACCCGCAUGGAAGCCAAUAUGCAGGUGGAGCGACAACGACAUCAAAACCGUAUGCUUCCUGAAGACCGCACUGGUGCCAAUUCACCGAACCUUCAGGAAUCCCGCACUGGAUCUCCCCAGCAGAACGCUGUAGCAAUGAUGGCAACGGGUGCCACAACUGCCGGAACGGGAGAGCUUCCUGCUGGUUGGGAAAUGAGGCAUACGCCAGAAGGCCGAGCUUACUUUGUCGACCACAAUACGAGGACCACGACUUGGGUUGAUCCGCGAAGACAACAGUACAUUCGCAUGUAUGGCAACAACCCUACGGGCAACAAUACCACCAUCCAACAGCAACCAGUCUCUCAACUGGGACCCUUGCCCAGCGGCUGGGAAAUGCGCCUCACGAACACGGCUCGUGUUUAUUUCGUCGAUCACAAUACCAAGACCACGACCUGGGAUGAUCCACGAUUGCCGUCGUCUCUGGACCAGGGCGUACCGCAAUACAAGCGCGACUUCCGAAGAAAACUCAUCUAUUUCCGCUCGCAGCCUGCUUUGCGUAUUUUGUCUGGCCAAUGCCAUAUCAAAGUUCGCCGCGGCAAUAUUUUUGAGGAUUCUUAUGCUGAAAUUAUGAGGCAAAGCGCUACCGACCUGAAGAAACGCUUAAUGAUCAAGUUUGAUGGUGAAGACGGUCUAGAUUAUGGGGGGCUGUCUCGCGAAUUCUUCUUCCUACUUUCACAUGAGAUGUUCAAUCCUUUCUAUUGCUUGUUCGAGUACUCAGCCCAUGACAACUACACCCUGCAAAUCAACCCUCACUCCGGUAUCAACCCUGAGCAUCUCAAUUACUUCAAAUUCAUUGGGCGUGUGGUCGGCCUUGCGAUCUUCCAUCGGCGUUUCCUGGACUCCUUCUUCAUUGGCGCUUUCUACAAGAUGAUGUUGCGGAAGAAGGUCCAGAUUCAAGAUAUGGAAGGAGUGGACGAAGAGUAUCAUAAGAACUUGACAUGGACGUUGGAAAAUGACAUCACCGACAUCCUCGAUCAAACAUUCUCUAUUGAAGACGAACAGUUCGGCGAAACCAAGACAAUUGAUCUGAAACCCAACGGCCAGAACAUUCCGGUCACGAAUGAGAACAAGAGAGAAUAUGUUGAGCUUGUCACUGAGUGGAAAAUUGUGAAGCGAGUCGAAGAACAGUUUAACGCUUUCAUUACUGGCUUCAAUGAAUUGAUACCAGCGGAUCUCGUCAACGUGUUUGACGAACGCGAGCUCGAACUGCUCAUUGGUGGAAUUGCCGAUAUUGAUGUUGAGGACUGGAAGAAGCACACCGACUAUCGUGGCUACCAGGAGCAAGACGAGGUCAUCCAGAACUUUUGGAAGGUUGUCCGAACGUGGGAUGCCGAACAAAAGAGUCGUCUACUCCAAUUUGCGACCGGCACCAGCCGAAUUCCUGUCAAUGGAUUCAAAGAUCUGCAAGGUAGCGACGGACCGAGAAGAUUUACCAUUGAGAAGGCUGGCGAGAUCAAUGCUCUUCCCAAGAGUCAUACCUGCUUCAACCGUCUUGAUCUCCCGCCGUACAAGACUUACGAUGUCCUCAACUCGAAACUCUCCACGGCAGUCGAGGAGACGCUAGGCUUCGGCCAGGAGUAAGAACCGUCCAUCCAUGUCUGGGGUCGAAUUCUGUGCUUCAACGACUGGCAAGGCCCCAUCAGCAUUCAGACGCUUCGCCACGACGAUUGAACCUGGCCACAACCAUACCUAACCAUUUUCACAACAGCUGCCUGGCGAAAAAGCACGAAGCACUUCCGAAGAAAUCAACAAAUGUCGCAGAACCUUGCGGCGGGUGCGGCCCAGGUUAUGGAAGAAGCGAGGCAGACUGAGCUUCCGAGUUGUUAUUCCAGCCUGGCGUCGACACAGCAAUCUCCGCCGUCAUGACGUUCAUGUGUCAGUGGCGAGAGGUGUUAGAGACGGUGGACCCGCCAGUGGUAUUGGGUUUGGACAGUCUGACGAAACAGGGAGUAAAUUGGAAUUGUACGAAACUUGACAUGGUUGUGGUGAGUGUUGUUGCAGCAGACUGGAUGGGGGACAUAAAAAUGACCGUUACAUAAAUCCGGCGUCGGUGCGCGUGUGGGCAGCCCUUGCAGACUGGAAUCGUAUCCAUGUUGUUUCUUUA
Exophiala xenobiotica is the source of this 3380-nucleotide messenger RNA. RefSeq lists its product as uncharacterized. Bases 443 to 2857 code for a protein of 804 amino acids. The record is from RefSeq and is a predicted model, not a curated record. Lineage: Eukaryota; Fungi; Ascomycota; Eurotiomycetes; Chaetothyriales; Herpotrichiellaceae. Gene Ontology annotation, biological process: ubiquitin-dependent protein catabolic process. Gene Ontology annotation, molecular function: ubiquitin protein ligase activity; protein binding. The transcript has 9 exons.